UCCCCCAUUAGUACUAAUUGCGAACAAAGCGGUAUAGUUCGAAAAUGUUCCCUACCGGCAAACUUGUCCCGAUUCCUCGCGCAGAUUGGCCCCAAUUACGUGAUCUAUUCAAGGGCAAUGACCUCGCAAACGAAAUCCCGUUCAAUACCGUCCAAAAUUACAUCGAAUGGACGACCAUCGACCCGAAAAUGCGGCACUUGGAAAUUCUCAGCUUUAACGACAGCUGGCGACAGAAUGGAACGUUCAUCAUUUCGGACCGUCACGAAUUAUUCUUCUUCUCACUGGAACCUUCGCUAUCGUCAUUAGAAGAGGCACUAGAACUCAUCGAUUGGGACUUUCCCUAUCGUAUUUACGCCAUUCUAGACCAACAUCAAGCCGUCUUGGAACGAGUGCUCAACAAACUCAAUGUCCCUUAUCCCAGGGCAACAGUGGCUUGCAAUCUGUAUCGACUCUCGAAGGAAAUCGCCAUCGGAUUGGAAGCCACUCCACCGGAUGGAUUCCGUUUGGGCAAUCUGGAACCUCGCCACGUCAAAACAAUCAACGAAACUUGGCCUUUUCGAAGUGGUGGAUCCGAAUACGCUCUGACUCGAUGUAUUGCGUGGAACACCAACGUGGGAUUGUUCAACGAGAAAGACGAGCUCAUCGCAUGGUGUUUGCUAAAUAAUUUGGGAAUCAUUUGCGUGUUGUACACCGUCGAAAAGUAUCGUCGCCGGGGACUUGCGGAAGUGGUGCUCCGAUCAAUGGUAAGCCAAUUGGCUCAUCGUGGGAUGAAUUCCAUCACAAGCGUUUUGCUGGAAAAUGUCCCCUCCAGAACGCUGUUCGAGAAGCUGGGAUUUGAAGGCAAUUUAACUGUGCACGAUAGUUGCCAUCCGGUCAAUCGAUUAACAGAGUGGAACUUUUGCUGAGCAAUGCACGUAAAUAAAGUUUGUCACCGGAAGUGACACAACUUGGUGAAAAAAUGUUAUUGCUUCGGCGCAUCGCGUCAUGUAUAGGUGUUCAAAUAAAGGUCGAGCUCGUUGUGCCAUGGGCGUGUUUAGGGA
Aedes aegypti (yellow fever mosquito) is the source of this 1040-nucleotide messenger RNA. RefSeq lists its product as uncharacterized. Gene Ontology annotation, molecular function: acyltransferase activity, transferring groups other than amino-acyl groups. The coding region runs from base 45 to 905 and encodes 286 amino acids. The record is from RefSeq and is a predicted model, not a curated record. NCBI's taxonomy places the organism in Eukaryota, Metazoa, Arthropoda, Insecta, Diptera, Culicidae. The transcript has 2 exons.